This is a messenger RNA of Vairimorpha ceranae, 1053 nucleotides long. RefSeq names its product diphthamide biosynthesis protein 1. The transcript has a single exon. NCBI's taxonomy places the organism in Eukaryota, Fungi, Microsporidia, Nosematidae. The record is from RefSeq and is a predicted model, not a curated record. Gene Ontology annotation, molecular function: 2-(3-amino-3-carboxypropyl)histidine synthase activity. Gene Ontology annotation, biological process: protein histidyl modification to diphthamide. The coding region runs from base 1 to 1053 and encodes 350 amino acids.
AUGGUUUUUUUAUCUCCACCAGUUAACUGUGAUCUUCCAAAUGAUUCUCCCUUUAUUCCAAAAAACUAUAAUUUUGAAAUAAAUAAAACACUUAGAACUAUUCUCAAAUACAAAUGUAAGAUUGUAACACUUCAAUUUCCAGAUGGUCUUUUACGCUACUCUCUAGCAAUAAUUGACUUAAUAUCUCAGUAUACUGGUGCUACAUCAAUAGUUCUUAAUGAUGUGGUGUAUGGAGCAUGUUGUGUCGAUGAUAAAAGUUUAAAAAGUGACUUACUAAUUCAUUAUGGGCAUUCUUGUUUAGUGCCAGUUACAGAAAUGUUUACAAAAGUUCUUUAUGUCUUUGUUGAUAUCAAAAUUGACAUCACACAUCUACAGAAAUUAAUACACAAUAAUUUUAAUGAGCCCGUUUCUAUAGUCGGAACUAUACAAUUUAAUAGCAGUAUUAAUAAAUUGAAGCGGUUAUCCAAUGUUUCUACGCCUCAAAUAAAACCCUUAAGUCGUGGAGAAGUUCUGGGUUGUACGUCACCAAAAAUUUCUACAAAUGUUGUUAUUAGUGUUGGUGACGGCCGUUUUCAUUUAGAAAGUGUCAUGAUUAAUAAUCCAUUACUUUCUUUUUUUAAAUAUUGUCCGUUUAGUCGAAAAUUGACGCGAGAAUAUUAUGACUACACAAAGAUGGUUUAUUUGAGAUCAAAGAAUAUAAAAAAGGUUAGGGCUGGUAAAAAUUUUGGAAUAAUUUUAGGAACAUUAGGUAAACAAGGUAAUAAAACAAUAUUGAAAAAUGUUAUUGAUAAAUUAAAAAAAUACAAAUUAUAUAUUUUUAUGAUGGAAGAAAUUACACCCAACCUACUUGAUCGUUACGGUUUUAUAGAUUCGUUUGUUCAGAUUUCAUGUCCAAGAUUAAGUACUGAUUGGGGUGAAGCAUUUACAAAGCCACUUUUAUCUUCUUAUGAAGUCUUCUACGAGCUGGGUAGUGAAUAUAAAUUAGAUUAUUACAGUAAAGAAGGAUAUGCACCAUAUAAAAACUAUAAUAAUGUAAUAAAUAAUCAAAAUUGA